Messenger RNA from Haliotis rubra (blacklip abalone), 3531 nucleotides. Its product is annotated as eukaryotic translation initiation factor 4E-binding protein 1-like. Gene Ontology annotation, biological process: negative regulation of translational initiation. Gene Ontology annotation, molecular function: eukaryotic initiation factor 4E binding. Gene Ontology annotation, cellular component: cytoplasm. Bases 148 to 492 code for a protein of 114 amino acids. The transcript is spliced from 3 exons. The record is from RefSeq and is a predicted model, not a curated record. Lineage: Eukaryota; Metazoa; Mollusca; Gastropoda; Lepetellida; Haliotidae.
UUGAGUCAGUGCCUGUUUGUGGUGUGCGAGCGAGUCGAGAGGAGAGCGUCAGCGAGUGUGUGUUCUAAAGAUAGGCGGAGUUAUAUGCAGGGACAGUCGGGUGCGUUAUCAUAAUUCUCAGGAAACUUCGUCCGUCAACAAUUCUAGAUGUCAUUGCAAGGAACAACAAGCUCCCCUCGCGGACGAGAGAUCCCCAGCCGCAGGAUUGUUCUCAACAACUUAGAACAGCUACCAGGAGAUUACAGUACAACGCCAGGAGGGACGCUGUUCUCCACUACCCCCGGAGGAACAAGAUUAAUUUAUGAUCGGUCUUUCUUACUGGAAUGUCGAAACUCUCCAUUAACAAAAAGUCCUCCAAUCAUGGCGAAGAUUCCUGGCAUCACCGAACCAGGGGAGAUAGAAGUGGCGAAAGAAAAUGGUCGUAAAAUACCUGAGGAAAAAGAAAAAUCUGACCACCCCGAAGAACAGCCUCAGUUUGAGAUGGAUAUCUAGAAUUACCCACAAUGCCUUUCAUUUCAUUUUCCCCUCAACUGCCUGCCAGUGUAGGCUGUCGGAUCUUGGCAGUGCUGACGGACAAGAUGAAAACAACAUGUUUUCAAAAACUUUCUCCAAGUACUUUUAUACAAUCACACAGCUGAAAGGAAAAUGAAGGUCCUGAUUGGUUCAGCCAGAGAAAUGUUUGUUGCCGCGGUUACCCAGGAGAGAAUGAAUGUGACUUUUUGACAGAUAUAAAUUAUCUUAACAUUUAUAUGUUUUUAACAUUUUCCAGUGCUAACAUACAUAUAGUAUGUAAGACAGCGGCAUUACUCUGGUUUCUUUUGAUACCAUGGUUACCAUGAGUACUAUGUAUCAAAGAUGCAACUUGUGUUACUUGUUAUCUUUUAGUUGUUUAUCUGUUUUCAGUUUUAUCUCCAUCUCAAAGUGCUCAAUGCCUAACUAAGGGACGCUCUAGUUACUUAAGCCUAACUGUGAGAUACUCUUGUUUCUUAUGCCUAACUAUGGAUGGGAAAGAUUUCUUCAUAAAACUUAACAGUGAGAUCUCCUGUUUCUUAGCCUAACUAUGGGAUUGGAUUUUCAGUCAUGUGAUCCGAAGCUCACAUGAGGUUCAAUGUCUGCCAUGACAACUUGUUGACUUUCUGGUGGAAUGGUUUGUUUUUUUCUGGCAGUAGCAGAAUAGCAUUUCUUCAGCAAUAAUAAAACUGAUGACUCAUUGACAAUGAAUGUCAACCAGAUCUUGACUAGGUUUGUCUUUAUCAGUAACCAAUGCAAUAAGAAUUUCAGCUACAUUGAUAUCAUAAAAAGAAAGUUGUCAAUUUAAAUGAAAUCGGUUUUCAGAUUGGCGCAGGCAUGGUCUGAAAGUCAUUUACUGCUCAAAAGAAGUUCGAAGUCUGUUUGUUGGGUACCCUCCAACCAUGACAGAAGAACUAGAGUCACAUUAUGUUCUCUAACUUCUUUUGUGUAGUAUAUUAGUUUUCACAAAUAUAGAUGAUAUAACAUGUGUUUAAUAUCAUAUACAUACUGUCAGUAUCAAUAUUAGGCCUUACGUCAUUUACAGUCUCACAUAGCUGAGUAAGGACAAGACAUUUAUUUUAGAUAGGGAAGGAGCUUUGGUCAUUGUGAUAACAGAUGACUCCCCAAUUUUGUCAAUUUUGGGGUGAUGCAGAUUGUAUUCGUUUCUUUCUUGCCCUUUACCAUGGUAACUUCCCUUUCAAUAAAUGGCCACUUCCUUAUGAAGAACAAUGGUGGUGAUAUCCAACCAUCACAUGAAGGCACAUUGUCAUAAUAUUCUGUAUAUUACUUUAUGUCUGGAAGUAGUCUGAUGGAUAGUAUUUCCAAGUCUUCAGCAAGUAUUACUUUGCUCUGAACUCUACUGUGUUCUGCGUUAUGUCUGUGUUGUGUUGCCUCCCUUUAAAUGUUACGAUUUGAUACCGGUAUACAUUUAUUACACUGAAUAUGCAACUAGUGGAACUAGAUGCUCUCCUUUCAAGUACUGUAGCGUUAGAGGGUGGUAAUGAAGCUUGGUCACUGUGUCAACCGCAAUACGUACAUCAUGAAACAGUUUGUCAAUUAUCAUCAGCUGUUGUUACACAAUGAUGGUUUGAGCAUGUACUGGCACAUUGAAGAUCACAGCAUUAACAAAGAAACUAUAAUAGGAGUCCAACUGAUGAAUACAAACCGCUGCUUUAAAUAUGUAUGCUCUACUACAAUUUUGAAGUAGAAUAGGGAAAGUACAUAUGUGGAAACUUAAUAGGCUUGAUUUUUUUUGGGUCACCUUAUUAGUUCUUUGUUGAGGGGGAGGGGCUGAAUUUGAAAUAUUCGGUUAAUACUGAUAUAAAAUUUUGAGUUUAUUGAUGUAUGAAUUGUGACACAAUGUAUUAUUCUGUGAAUCCUUGCUUCCCUGUAAAGUUUCGAGAAACUGCUGCUAAUAUCUUUCCCACCUGUAAGGUAUUUGCUCUGUACUGCUGUUUGUGCAUGUUGACAUGGCAAGCACUGAGGUACCCUACGGGUUGAGAUUGCAGUCUGGUGAUACAUGCUGUUGAGUUUCAUAGUUUUGAUUAACAAGUAAAUUUGCAAGGGGAUAGCUUUGGAAUUUUACAAUCAUGAAAUUCUUAAAUCAAAAUGUCAUUUCAGCUGUUUAGUAUUUUUGUUUAUUUUAUUUUUUAUCACAAAAGAAUCAUUCUCUAUAAACAAUAACAAAUAUGUAUAUUUUUAAGAACAGCAGUUGUGGUUUCAGUUACAAAGCUUUAUCACAGUGUUGGCGUUAUCUCUCCAUUGGUCAUGUGAUGGUCACGUCACUGAAACAGCAUUCCAAAUAUUCAAAACUGGGUAUUCUAACCAUUUGGUAUAUUUGACAGAUUUUGAAAGAUUUAAAACGGGUAAUUGCCAUAACAGUAAUUUGAAACCACACUAAUUACUUUUGUUUAAAGCAGAAAAUCAUGAACAUCUUUUUCUGCACAGUUGGUCAUUCCUUACAGUAAGUGACAUCUCUUACGGUUAUUUCACUUCAUGAAAUAUCCUUCUAGUCGUGUUGAUAGGGUUACUCUCAUAAUAGUUAUGAGUCUGACUGCUUUGUGUAAAUGCAUGUUAAUGGGUUUUUUUGUCAAAAAAAUCUGUCUCUGUGUGAUGUAAGUUAAGUUCUUUUUAAACAAAUUCAAAAAGACAAGUUACGUUUAGAAGUUGUAUCUUUGAUAGUACUGAUCCAUAUUGAUACAUUUUCAUGUAAACAACAUAAAAUAUGGUAUUUUAUUUUAUUGGGAUUAUGUUUGAAACAAAUGCAUUUCUAUUUCACAAUGAAGCAUGUCUUUUGCAAAGAGAGAACAAAUGUUUAUGUUUAAGGGGAAGUAACUCUGUCAUGUUAAGGUGUUUACUGCUUAGUCCCACUAGGAGAAAGAAGAAUAACAGGAAAACUACCAAAUGCUGUCUGCACAAUAAUGCUGCUUAAACACCUGUUGGGCAGAUGUUUAUGUAGGCUGCUGUUAAAUCCAAAAUAUUAUUAUUUACAAAAAUUGAAAUAAAAAAAAAGAAAAUACA